CGCCGGCCUGAGGAGCCGCCGCCGCCGCCGCUUGGGCCGGGAAGCGAUGUAGGAGCCGCCAGGCCGUCCCCAACCCUGCCCGGCCCGAGCCCCGCGGGCCGCCGCCGCCACCAUGAAGAAGCAGUUCAACCGCAUGAAGCAGCUGGCCAACCAGACCGUGGGCAGAGCUGAGAAAACAGAAGUCCUCAGCGAAGAUCUGUUACAGAUUGAACGGCGUCUAGACAUGGUGCGGUCCAUGUGCCACCAUUCCCAUAAGCGCCUGAUGGCAUGCUUCCAGGGCCAGCAUGGCACCGAUGCAGAUAGAAGACACAAAAAACUCCCUCUGACGGCUCUCGCUCAGAAUCUGCAAGAAGCCUCAACUCAGCUGGAAGACUCUCUCCUGGGGAAGAUGCUGGAGACGUGUGGAGAUGCUGAGAAUCAGCUGGCUCUCGAGCUCUCUCAGCAUGAAGUCCUUGUCGAGAAGGAGAUCGCGGACCCUCUGUACAGCAUAGCAGAGGUCGAGAUUCCAAACAUCCAGAAACAGAGGAAACAGCUCGCGAAAUUGGUGUUAGACUGGGAUUCAGUCAGAGCUAGGUGGAACCAAGCUCACAAAUCUUCAGGAGCCAACUUUCAGGGGCUUCCAUCAAAAAUAGAUACCCUAAAGGAAGAGAUGGAUGAAGCUGGAAAUAAAGUAGAACAGUGCAAGGAUCAACUUGCAGCAGACAUGUACAAUUUCAUGGCCAAAGAAGGGGAAUAUGGCAAAUUUUUUGUUACGUUAUUAGAAGCCCAAGCAGAUUACCAUAGAAAAGCAUUAGCAGUCUUAGAAAAGGCCCUUCCCGAAAUGCGAGCCCAUCAAGAUAAAUGGGCGGAAAAGCCAGCUUUUGGGACCCCUUUGGAAGAACACCUGAAGCGGAGUGGGCGCGAGAUCGCGCUUCCCAUCGAAGCCUGUGUCAUGCUGCUUCUGGAGACAGGCAUGAAAGAGGAGGGCCUUUUCCGAAUUGGGGCUGGGGCCUCCAAGUUAAAGAAACUGAAAGCUGCUUUAGACUGUUCUACUUCUCACCUGGAUGAGUUCUAUUCAGACCCCCAUGCUGUAGCAGGUGCUUUGAAGUCCUAUUUACGGGAAUUGCCUGAACCUUUGAUGACUUUUAAUCUGUAUGAAGAGUGGACACAAGUUGCAAGUGUGCAAGAUCAAGACAAAAAACUUCAAGAUUUAUGGAGAACAUGUCAGAAGUUGCCACCACAAAAUUUCGUUAACUUUAGGUAUUUAAUCAAGUUCCUUGCAAAGCUUGCUCAGACCAGCGACAUUAAUAAAAUGACUCCCAGCAACAUCGCGAUUGUGUUAGGCCCUAACUUGUUAUGGGCCAAAAAUGAAGGAACGCUUGCGGAAAUGGCAGCAGCCACGUCUGUCCACGUGGUUGCCGUGAUUGAGCCCAUCAUUCAGCAUGCUGACUGGUUCUUUCCUGAAGAGGUGGAAUUUAACGUAUCAGAAGCAUUUGUACCUCUCACCACCCCCAAUUCUAAUCACUCAUCCCACACUGGAAACGACUCUGACUCGGGGACCCUGGAGAGGAAGCGGCCUGCCAGCAUGGCGGUGAUGGAAGGGGACUUGGUGAAGAAGGAGAGCUUUGGUGUGAAGCUUGUGGACUUCCAGGCCCACCGGCGGGGUGGCACCCUAAAUAGAAAGCAUGUAUCCCCUGCUUUCCAGCCGCCACUCCCGCCCACAGAUGGCAGCACCUUGGCGCCAGCAGGCCCAGAGCCCCCUCCCCAGAGCUCUAGGGCUGAAAGCAGCUCCGGGGGUGGGACUGUCCCCUCUGCGGGCAUACUGGAGCAGGGGCCGAGCCCAAGCGAUGGCAGUCCUCCCAAGCCCAAGGACUCCGUAUCUGCAGCUGCAGCUGCACCUACGCCUGCUCCAGGGAGAAACAGCAGUCAGAUGACCACUGGCCAAACCCAGACCCAGGCAGCUGCCAGCUCCCACCAGCUCUCUGCUGGCCCAGCCCAUAAUGCCGCCGGGCCAAGCCCUCAUACUCUGCGCCGAGCUGUUAAAAAACCUGCUCCGGCACCCCCGAAACCAGGAAAUCCACCUCCUGGCCAUCCUGGGGGCCAGAGUUCUCCAGGAACAUCUCAGCAGCCACCCAGUCUGUCACCAAAGCCAUGCACCCGAAGCCCCUCUCCUCCCACCCAGCACCCAGGCCAGACUCCAGGCCAGCCCUCAGCCCCCUCCCAGCUCUCUGCGCCCCGGAGGUACUCCAGCAGCCUGUCUCCAAUCCAAGCUCCCAGUCACCCGCCGCCGCAGCCCCCGACCCAGGCCACGCCGCUGAUGCACACCAAACCCAGUAGCCAAGGUCUGCCCACCCCCAUGGCCUUGCCCAGCGAGCACGGACUUGAGCAGCCAUCUCACACCCCUCCCCAGACUCCAACGCCCCCCAGUACUCCACCCCUAGGAAAACAGAACCCGGGCCUGCCAGCCUCUCAAACCCAGGCGGUGAGUAACCCUGAGACGGCGCAGCCGCAUGCUGGAACCUUACCAAGACCGAGACCAGUACCAAAGCCGAGGAACCGACCCAGCAUGCCCCCACCCCCCCAUCCUCCUGGUGCCCACCCAGCUGCGGAUGGCAACGUGACCAACACCGCACCGACAGCUUCCAAAAUAGUAACGGACACCAAUUCUAGGGUUUCCGAACCGCUUCGCAGCCUCUUCCCUGAAGUGCCCCCCGACUCCGCAAGCAAGGACCUGCCCGGCCGCAUUCUGCUGGAUAUAGACAAUGACACGGAAAGUACCGCCCUGUGAAGAAAGCCCCUCCCAGCCCUCGACCCCGUCCACCUGCCAGUGGAACAGGGGCAGGCAGACCUCUGUCUUUGCAGACCAAGCAGCGAAAAGCUUUCAGUGGAGGGCAGAGAAAGGCCUCCCCCCGCCGCCCUUGGCCUUCUGCACAGCCCGUGGAGGCCGACACGAAAGCUGAAUGACCUGUGUCUGGAAGAAGUUGGCUUUCUUGACGUGGGAAGGAAAUCAUGCCAAAAAAUCAAACACAAAGAAAUACCCAGAGUGGAAAAAGUAUUCCUGCCGAGAUGUGUAUAGGAAGCUUCUGCCACUGCUGUUAAUAUGGGCAGCACCAACAGCAAUUUGGGUUGAGUAAGAAGCAAUGCAGUAACUAUCUAUUUAAUAAAAUACGUUAAUUAUGCAAGUCGCCUACUUCCUGCUACUUGGACUUUCGUUCUUCUAUGUUAGGAGGGAGUUCCUUUCCUUCAGACUUGCUGCAGAAUCAUUUUGUACCAAGUAUGGUCUGUGUCUCCCCACCCCCGUGCCCUCCAAACCAUGAGCAUUGAUGGUGACUGCUGGAUCUGUCACCCCAUCAAACUGGAUGUGACUCGUGCCUUGUUGGAUUGCCAGAAUGUAGAAAGAAUUGUACUGUUCUUUUUUUUUUUUAAUGUAAUUGCUACUUGAUAAGGACCGAACAUUAUUCUAGUUUCAUGUUUAAUUUGAAUUAAAUAUAUUCUGUGGUUUA
Messenger RNA from Lemur catta (Ring-tailed lemur), 3482 nucleotides. It is a transcript of the gene ARHGAP17, whose product is annotated as Rho GTPase activating protein 17. Gene Ontology annotation, molecular function: GTPase activator activity; protein binding. The transcript has 20 exons. Gene Ontology annotation, biological process: regulation of actin cytoskeleton organization; positive regulation of GTPase activity; signal transduction. NCBI's taxonomy places the organism in Eukaryota, Metazoa, Chordata, Mammalia, Primates, Lemuridae. Gene Ontology annotation, cellular component: cytoplasm; intracellular anatomical structure; cytosol. The record is from RefSeq and is a predicted model, not a curated record. The coding region runs from base 113 to 2767 and encodes 884 amino acids.